Molecule: messenger RNA, 1024 nt
Organism: Tarenaya hassleriana
Lineage: Eukaryota; Viridiplantae; Streptophyta; Magnoliopsida; Brassicales; Cleomaceae
Product: B-box domain protein 31-like
Exons: 1
Coding region: 31-387 (118 amino acids)
Molecular function (GO): zinc ion binding
Source: RefSeq, a predicted model, not a curated record
GAGAGAGAGAGAGAGAGAGAGAGAAGAAGGAUGUGUAAAGGCGUGGAAGAAGAGAAAGAGAUCAGAAGCGGAGGAGGAGAACGCCAAACGCUAUGCCCGAAACAGAGCGCUGCGGUGCGCUGUGAACUCUGCGGCUGGAGAGCGUCUCUGUACUGCGACGCGGACGCUGCUUUUCUCUGCAAAAAAUGCGAUCGCUUGGUCCAUCAGGCGAAUUUCCUGGCGGGGAGACACGUCAGGCGCGUGCUCUGCACGUCCUGUCAGAAACUCACGCGCCGCUGCAUUGUCGGCGAAGGUUUCUCGGUGGUUUUACCUCUGGGGGUAACGAGGCAGGGUGAAGAAGAUAGCGAUAAUAAUCACACCGCUAAGGUUCCUUUUGUAUUCAUCUGACUUCUUUCUUUCUUUCUUUCUUUUGUUGUUCAUCUUCAUAGGUCUUAUGGGUUUUUUUUUUCUGGGAAAUUUCUUUUCGAAAUUAGAAUUAUGAUUAUUACCGAGAAAACCCAGAAGCGAAUAGACGAAAAUAUCCGAUCAUAGAGGGUAUGAAAUCUCAUGUUGGUUUUGGUAAAUAUGUUAUAAACCCUAACCAUAAGAGAUGGUGUGCUGAAACUUCUUUCCCCAUGUUUGAUCAUCUUCUAAAUCCCUUGUCUCUGCUCCCAAAACAAGACAAGGUCAUGUGAAAUUCCCAAGCUUUUCAGAUAUGGAAGCUUUUCAGACAUGUGUAUAAAGGAUAUGAUACAUAUCGGUUUGAUGGUUUCAGAAGCUCCUCGUUCAAAAGGGUCACCAUACUCCGCCUCCCUUCACAGAUUCUUGCUUUCACCCGUUUUCUUCUUAUCGUCUCUUUCAGAAAUUGCAUUCAUCCAGACCAAGAAAGCCGCAGUCUUUCGCCUUCAGGGACUUGUAAUGAAACUCUGUUAUGCAGACAUGGUUAUCGAAUCCAUCGGUUGAUUUCGUCGGAUCUAUUGUAUUUGGCUACAUAUGGUGGAAAAUUUGAAUAGAAACUGGUUAUUUCUUGGUGCAAGAUCGAUUA